AUGUUCAACAGUAACUUCCGGGACUUCGAUGAUGACCCGUUCUUCUCGGAUCCGUUCCGGGCUCACAGGGAACACAUGAGGCAGAUGAUGCGAAGCUUCUCUGAGCCGUUCGGCGGGCCCUUAAUGCCCAGCAUCACUGAUGGGAGGAGUCGGGGUCACGACAUGGCCGAGCAUCCUGGCUCUACCCUGGCACUGAGGGAUGAACACAGGGAUAUGAGCCGGUCAUUGAUGCCCUUUGGCUGUACUGACAGCACGGACAUGAUGAGGAACCCUUUCAGCAUGUUCGACAACGUGAGGACCAACAUGAGGAACAGGAUGCAAGACACGCAGCGAAACUCUGAGAACAUGUCCAACGGUUCAAACACUCACUCAUUCAGCUCCUCGUCAGUCAUGACAUACUCCAAGGUUGGAAAUGAGCCGCCCAAAGUCUUUCAGGCAUCCUCGUCGACACGGCGUGCCCCUGGAGGGAUCAAGGAGACCCGGCAAGCGGUUAAAGACUCUGAGAGCGGUCUGGAGAAGAUGGCCAUCGGCCACCACAUCCAAGACAGGGGACAUGUUGUUGAAAAGAAAUACAACAAGAAAACAGGAGAGAAGGAGCUCAACCAGGACUUUCAGAACUUGGAUGAAUCUGAAGCACAGUCUUUUGACGAUGAGUGGCAGGAGGAGUUGACCAAGUUCAAGCCGGCUGACCCUGUGUUAAGUCUGGAAGAAGCUCGGCCCCGUGCCGUUCACCCGGCGGCCCUCACAGGUCCUGAGGAGGCCCACAGAGACCAGUCAAAGGGCAAAGCUGAAGGUAGAAGCAACAUGAAAGGCUUGGGCUCGACAAAGCAGUGA
Limanda limanda (common dab) is the source of this 834-nucleotide messenger RNA. RefSeq names its product myeloid leukemia factor 1 (gene mlf1). The record is from RefSeq and is a predicted model, not a curated record. Gene Ontology annotation, cellular component: nucleus; cytoplasm. Lineage: Eukaryota; Metazoa; Chordata; Actinopteri; Pleuronectiformes; Pleuronectidae. Gene Ontology annotation, biological process: regulation of DNA-templated transcription. Bases 1 to 834 code for a protein of 277 amino acids. The transcript is spliced from 8 exons.